AUGAAUCAAUAUCCUAUUAACAAAGAUUCAUAUCCACCUUCAAUCGAGUCAAUUCGUAUUGUUAAUGAAUUUUUACCGGCUUCUCUACCACCUUCACGUAAAAUAAUCAUUGAACGACAAAAUCGUCAAUUUUCACCAUUAUCUGAUUCAGCAUCACGUUCAAUAAAAUAUUUCCCUAGUCAAGCAGCAUCUCCAUCUUCACAUCAUCCAAAUAUUGGUUCAGUAACUCCAACAUAA
Adineta steineri is the source of this 237-nucleotide messenger RNA. The record is from the annotation of a GenBank genome assembly. Lineage: Eukaryota; Metazoa; Rotifera; Eurotatoria; Adinetida; Adinetidae.